AUGGCGCUCGACGACCACGGCUCGUCAUCGCCACUCCUGGACAGGAGCGAGUCGACGGCCUCGGCCUUGGCCUGGGCCCGUCCGCCGCAAUGGGACUCGACGUCGGCGCUGGCGCCGCUCAAGGGCGGGUAUCUAGUCAAGCAGGGUGAGCGGUACAAGUCGUGGAAGCGCCGCUGGUUUGAGCUCUAUCCUUCGCUGCUGGCUUACUUCAAGACUGAGCCUGAGACCUCGCCCAAGGGCGUCAUCCCGCUCCGUGGCCGCUACAUUGUCGCCAUCUCGCCGGAGGACUCGGGUCGUGACCGCUGCUUUGCACUCUCACAUCCGUCCGAGCGCACGUACUACAUCCAGGCCUCGUCCGCUGACGAGCUGGCCUCGUGGAUGCUUGCCAUCAACGCCGCCAUCGAGGCUCUCGGUCCGACGCAGCCUCAUGGUCCCGCCUCACCUCGGUUGAACGUUGCUGACAAGUCCUAUGUGCCAGGCUCGAUCCGUCUCCACGGUGGGAGCGAGCUGCCAACAUGAUGGCUAUGCAGGCCCUGUCAUUGUUCCCGUCCUUUACCGCGUCACGCCGAUCAUGGCAUCGCGGGUAACCGCGCCCAGCAGCGCCUCGCGACUCCAGCCCUCGGUCCCCUCCGGCCGCAGCGGCAGGACCAUGUACCGCAGGUCUGCCGUCGAGUCGUG
Thecamonas trahens ATCC 50062 is the source of this 678-nucleotide messenger RNA. RefSeq lists its product as uncharacterized. The coding region runs from base 1 to 519 and encodes 172 amino acids. The transcript is spliced from 2 exons. The record is from RefSeq and is a predicted model, not a curated record. Lineage: Eukaryota; Apusomonadida; Apusomonadidae.